Molecule: messenger RNA, 2902 nt
Organism: Notothenia coriiceps (black rockcod)
Lineage: Eukaryota; Metazoa; Chordata; Actinopteri; Perciformes; Nototheniidae
Gene: ddias
Product: DNA damage-induced apoptosis suppressor
Exons: 5
Coding region: 215-2497 (760 amino acids)
Biological process (GO): negative regulation of intrinsic apoptotic signaling pathway in response to DNA damage
Cellular component (GO): nucleus; cytoplasm
Source: RefSeq, a predicted model, not a curated record
AAAAGGGAGGGCAAUGUUUUUAUUUAGUUUAAGAGACGUUUACAGUCAGAAAGUGACUAUUUUAGCGUUUUUCUAUUUUAAUUAAUAAGUGUUGUUUAAUGAAAGUUUCUUCCGUUAUAAUUAAGUAAAUAUAACACUUCAUGCGUGUUGUAAGAACGAAGUGUUAGUUAGCCUCAGGUUAGCAUGUUAGCUGCAGAGUAGCUUCAGUCACUUCAUGUCUGUUAGACGGGCUCUGGUGGAUUGUGCUGUGUUGUCUCUGAAAGAUGCAUGUGUGUUUUAUCCGAGCUGUAAAGGCUGCUUCUCGAGGAUUGAUGUUCAACAGGAGGACACGACGAGAUGCAGAUGCUCUAAGUGUGGUUGCAGCUGUCUGAGGGAGCAGGUGGAGUACAGAUACCGUCUUUCUCUGAGAGUCGCCCGGGACACCUUUAUAUUUGGAAUAACAGUAUUUGGAGGCUGCUUGAACCAAUUCUUUGGUAUUCAUGCGAGUGGUUUACAGAGGUUGGUGCAGAGUUUGGAUGGAGCAUCAAACAGAUCCACGUUUCUGGAGAAGGCUGUGCAGGACUGCUUCAUUGGGAGGCAUUUCAUCUUUGGUAUUAAGGAAUCAGGAAGUGGGCCCUGGUUGGGAGAGCCUGCUGCGAAUGGCCACAGCAGUGACGCUCACUUUAUUGCCAGUCAGAUGAUUCUCCCCAACGCUGCGGGCCUCUCAGGCUGCUCUGUGGUCAGUUAUUAUCGGACCCUUCUUCAGAGAGCUGCAGAAUAUGAGCGGGGAUCCUCUGAUCCCAGCAAAGCCCCCGGACCCCAGACCCUGCUGCUGAUCCCUGAACAUUUUCCAAACAGCUUCAAUAACACGACACUAAAUGUCUCAGGUCUUUUAUCCCAGUCAUCUCAAAGUUCACAGAACCAAGACAGCACCCUUUCUCCAACCCCUCUAUGGCAACAAUCCCUAGGACUAAUUACCUCAUCAGCAGAGCAGGAGGAGAGCUGCAGCACUCAGGAGGGCAGAGAGGAGAACAGCCGACACGCAUACAAGAACACAACACCACAUCCUGCUCCCAGAGGCAGCUGGGGGAACCAGGAGGAGAGAGGUCGCGAGCGAUCUCCUUCCAAAAGUCCAUCAUUCGCCGAAUGUUCAUCCAUUGAGAAAGCUGUUGGAAACACCCCCGUCAGAGACACUUGGUUCAGUCCUCCCCCACCUGGCCUGAACAGAUCAAAGACUAAGGAGAUUUCUACCGGAGAUCUCACCAAAUCCUUUCUGUCCAGCUCCUUGGCCUGGGAGGAUUUUCCUUUCUCUGAGAGUCUUACGGAGUUUUUAAAUGAGGAAAACAAAGAUUGGAACAUUGUUAGUGAAGCAAAGCCACAUUUAAACGUGCAGAAUCAGAAAGAAACAGAAAGAAACAACCUGGAAGUCCGUUCACAGAUCGAGAACGUAUCACAUAAGUCACCUUCUGCUCGUCAAAGGAACUCACAGGCGGUUCUGGAUAUUACAAAUACACCUGCGCCGAGUGGAGGUGUUUUAUCUGACCGGGUGCAUAAGAGUCCUGUUGGAUAUUCAAACGAGAUUCAAGUCAGAAGCGUUUGUUCCCCUGAGUGUUAUCUGAAAGACGACAAAGCUAGUCUUCUAUCUUUUGAAAAUGAAGAAGAGCAGCUUGAAGAAGACUCCUACAAUUGUUCGGCAGACCUGUUCGGCAGUUCUCUUAUAAGCAAUAUGAACACAAACCAGAUCGACACACGUGCAGAAACUAAAAGCUGCCCACUGCUAUCCAAACCAAACCAACAGCACCUAAGCAGUGACAAGGAUACGCAUUUAACACCAGACAAAGAUACACUUGAAACUAAAAAGUGCAAUAACAGAGACAGUUUCAUUCCAGGCACCAUAAAGUUUGACUUCACCCCUCCCUGUCAGUCCACCCCCAUCGUAAAAGCAGCUGUGACCGGGUCAUUCGCUGAACUCAGUCCUGACAGUCAAGACUCUUCUGCUGUUCACCCAAAUCAGUCUGAUAAGGGCAGUAACAAGAGAGCCAGUACCACCUCUCCUCUGUGUCAAUCAAACAGGUCUAAGCAGCUGCCGCAGUGUGACAGAACGUCCACGAAAGAAAACGUGGAGUGGAGUACGACAUCCAGCAGACAGAGCAGCAGAUUCACCCCAAAAAGGAGGUUUUGGAAACCAGAAAAGCAUAAAGAACAUCUACUGGCUCAGCAGCAGCACCAUAGUAAUUGUGAUGUGUCGGACAAUGAAGUGAUUGUUCCUCCGAGUCCCGCUGCUGAAACCCAGCUGAGUGUGAAGCUCAGGAGGAGACUGCAGGCUGAGAACAGCAGCAGUGGUUUGGGGCGGCAGGGAGAAAAGGUGAACUGUAAAAGGACUCUGUUGGAUCAAAACCUGACAUCACAGAGAAGUUUUGAGACUGAUGAGGGGAGUCUGGAUCGAUCUAACUGUGACUCCCUUGAUGACAACGAGGCCUGUGAUUGGUCUAGAGAUCUGUUUUCUGACUCGGUCUGAAGGCCUUUGCAAAUGGAUUAUAGAAUGAAUGUAUCUUAUAAAUGUUUUUAAGCUGGCACACUAAAGAUCUAACACAUAUAUGAAAUACUUAAGAUAGGAGAGAGGCUGUUGAAGGCAGGUCAGGAGAAACCAUUCCUGUCUCACCGCUUGCUUUGUGCACUUUAAAGGAGGUAUUUACCCUAAAAUGAUCCUUUUAUAUACAUUAUACCUUACUCCACACUACAUGCCUUCACUGUUGGCCUUGUACAAUGUGCCGCCUGUGACACAUUGUUGAUUUGAUCUGCACUAAAGACUUUCUGCUGCUGCUCUCUGUCCUUAAUGAUAAGUGUAUGAUUGUGUGAGUAUGUGAUCAAUUAACUGCUGCUUCCACCUCUAAGAACCAUUGGAUAAAAAUGUUCAAAUUGA